AUGAACCCAAGCAUGGAAGGACGAACUCCCUCAGCCGGAUCUGAGUCGCGGCCGUAUAGGUAUGAAACGGAGAUCAUCUCCACCGGCGAAGAGAAGAAACUGAUCUCCGGCAGAGGCGGCAUCAUCGUCGGCUGGUCGGGCACCUCGAAAGGUCUUCCACCACCUUCUGGCUCGUCAGCCGUUAACGGGUUUCGACGGGAUCGCCAUGUCCUCAUCCUCAAUCCAACUGCAUCAAAACAAACGGCUUCGACGGGAUCGCCAUAAACGGCCAGAACCGAAGACCCGGCGCUUUCAAUCGCCGGCGCGGUCCACUCUCAGAAACUCGCAGUCCGCGCGAUUUCUCAUCUACAAUCGCUGCCCCGCGGUGACAUCAAGCUUCUCUGUGACACAGUUGUCGAAAGCGUCAGAGAUCUCACUGGGUACGACCGAGUUAUGGUGUACAAGUUUCACGAAGACGAACACGGCGAGGUCAUAGCGGAGAGCAAACGGGACGAUUUAGAGCCUUACAUCGGCCUGCACUACCCGGCUACUGAUAUUCCUCAAGCGUCUCGGUUCUUGUUCAAACAGAGCCGCGUUAGGAUGAUCGUAGAUUGCCACGCGUCUCCGGUUCGUGUGGUCCAAGAAGAUAGGCUCACGCAGUCUAUAUGCUUGGUUGGUUCGACUCUACGAGCUCCUCACGGCUGUCACGCUCAAUACAUGGCUAACAUGGGUUCUAUUGCAUCUUUAGGCAUGGCGGUUAUAAUAAACGGAAACGAAGAAGACGGCAACGGUGUUAAUAACGGUGGGGGAAGAAACUCGAUGAGGCUUUGGGGUUUAGUCGUUUGCCAUCACACGUCGGCUCGUUGCAUACCUUUUCCUCUGAGGUACGCUUGCGAGUUUCUAAUGCAGGCCUUUGGCUUACAGCUGAACAUGGAGCUGCAGUUAGCUUUGCAGGUGGCUGAGAAACGCGUUCUGAGAAUGCAGACACUGUUGUGUGAUAUGCUUCUGCGUGACUCACCUGCGGGGAUCGUCACGCAGAGUCCUAGCAUCAUGGAUUUAGUGAAAUGUAACGAUAGUUUAGGCGACGCGGGUUAUCCUCGGGCGUCUGUUUUGGGAGAUGAUGUUUGUGGUAUGGCGGUUGCGUAUAUCACUAAAAGAGACUUCCUUUUCUGGUUCCGGUCUCAUACCGAGAAAGAAAUCAAAUGGGGAGGAGUCAAGCACCAUCCCGAGGAUAAAGAUGAUGGCCAACGGAUGCAUCCUCGUUCUUCGUUCAAGGCGUUUCUCGAAGUUGUAAAGAGCCGGAGUCAGCCGUGGGAAGCUGCUGAAAUGGAUGUGAUUCACUCGCUGCAGCUUAUUCUAAGAGACUCAUUCAAAGAGUCUGAAGCGAGAGACUCUAUUGUUGCAGCUGAGAGAGAGAACAUGACAGAGCAAGGGAUGGAGGAGAUAGGUGCAGUUGCGAGAGAGAUGGUUAGGCUCAUUGAGACUGCGAAGGUCCCUAUAUUUGCUGUGGACAUGGACGGCUGCAUCAAUGGGUGGAACGCCAAGAUUGCGGAGAUGACUGGUCUUUCCGUGGAAGAAGCUAUGGGGAAGUCUGUGGUUCGUGAUUUGAUAUACAGAGAAUGUGAAGAAGCCGUUGACAUGCUUCUCUCUCGUGCACUCAAAGGAGAUGAAGGAAAGAAUGUGGAGGUCAAGCUGAAAACUUUUGGUCCCGAGCUGCAAGGGAAAGCAGUGUUUGUGGUAGUCAAUGCUUGCUCAAGCAAGGACCACUUAAGCAACAUCGUUGGGGUCUGCUUUGUAGGACAAGACGUAACCAGUCAGAAAAUUGUCAUGGACAAGUUUAUCAACAUACAGGGAGACUACAAGGCCAUCAUCCAUAGCCCAAACCCGCUGAUUCCUCCAAUCUUUGCAGCGGAUGAGAACACGUGCUGCACUGAGUGGAACACUGCGAUGGAAAAACUCACAGGCUGGUCUCGCGGCCAAGUGAUUGGGAAACUGCUUGUUAAGGAAGUGUUUGGGAGCUGUUGCAGGCUAAGAGGUCCUGAUGAGUUGACUAAGUUCAUGAUCGUCUUGCAUAACGCGAUCAGUGGCCAAGAAACGGAUAAGUUCCCGUUCUCCUUCUUUGACCGCGGAGGGAAAUUCGUUCAGAGUCUCCUGACUUUGAACAAACGGGGUUGGUCCGGUCAGGUCAAUGGGGCUUUCUGUUUCUUGCAGAUACCGAGUCCCAAGCUGCAACAAGCUCUAGAGAUCCAGCGGAGGCAGGAGAGUGAGUGCUUUGCAAAGGGGAAAGAGUUGGCUUACAUUUUCCAAGUGAUUAAGAAUUCAUUGAGCGGUCUGCGUUACGCAAGUUCGUUACUGAAAGCCACAGGUUUAAACAAGGAUCAGAAGCAGAUUCUUGAAACGAGUGUUUCAUGCGAGAAGCAGAUCUCAAAGAUUGUAGGAAACAUGGACGCCAAAAGCAUUGAAGACGGUUCAAUUCGAGUUAGAGAGAGCAGAGUUCUUCAUUGGCAGCGUCAUAAACGCAGUGGUAAGCCAAGCCAUGUUGUUGUUCAAUUCGAGUUAGAGAGAGCAGAGUUCUUCAUUGGCAGCGUCAUAAACGCAGUGGUAAGCCAAGCCAUGUUGUUGGUAAGAGAGAAAAAUCUUCAGCUGAUACGUAACAUUCCCAUGGAGAUCAAAUCCAUGGCUGUCUAUGGUGACCAGAUUAGGAUCCAACAAAUCCUAGCCGAAUUUCUUGCAAGUAUCGUACGUUAUGCCCCCACACAAGGCUCUGUGGAACUCUCUCUACACCCGGUUUUGAAACAAAUGGCUGAUGGAUUCUCUUCCAUACGCAUGGAGUUCAGGAUGGCGUGUGGAGGGGAAGGUGUGCCACCGGAGAAAGUGCAAGACAUGUUCCAUAGUAGCCGAUGGACGAGUCCAGAAGGAUUAGGGCUAAGUGUUUGCAGGAAGAUUCUGAAGCUAACGAACGGAGAGGUUCAGUACAUAAGGGAAUUCGAACGCUCUUUUUUCCUAAUCGUUAUCGAACUCCCGGUUGCUCCGAUGGUGACGACAAUGAUGCCAUUUUAG
Molecule: messenger RNA, 3039 nt
Organism: Microthlaspi erraticum
Lineage: Eukaryota; Viridiplantae; Streptophyta; Magnoliopsida; Brassicales; Brassicaceae
Source: the annotation of a GenBank genome assembly